Messenger RNA from Mytilus californianus (California mussel), 1544 nucleotides. RefSeq lists its product as uncharacterized. The transcript is spliced from 3 exons. The coding region runs from base 1 to 1014 and encodes 337 amino acids. The record is from RefSeq and is a predicted model, not a curated record. Lineage: Eukaryota; Metazoa; Mollusca; Bivalvia; Mytilida; Mytilidae.
AUGGCUAGAAAACGAGUGUUGUCAGAGCUUGAAAGCAAAGGCUACAGUAUUGUUACCGAUAUCCUUACCCAUGAGGAAUGUAACCAGUACAUAACGCAAUACAAGGAAUGGCUCAGCAGAUUCGGCGAUGAACGUCCUUAUCGUGAUAAAUCGUUGACUCAUCAGUUCAGGGUUGCACAUGCUGAACCGACAUGGAAUGUCCGGCUCAAAUCCAGACCAAUUUUUGCGUCUAUUUGGAAGACAGAGAAUUUGUUAAGCAGUAUGGACGGCGUGGCAAUGGAGGAGCCACCAGAACUAGGUCGCUCUGCUUUUGGCAAUUAUGACUACUUUUGGUUACACACUGAUCAAGGCUCUUGGAGAGAAGGAUUGCAUGCCUAUCAAGGAGCUGUCUAUCUCGAAGAAACGUCAGAAUCAGAUUUCUGCUUAAGGGUGUUGGAAAAUUCAGUUCAGUUUCACAAAGAAUUUUAUGAAAAUUUUCCCACUGCGAAAGAAAAAUCUGCAGGCGAAGAUUUUUAUAUUCUCUCAAAAGAAGAAAUCGAUUGGUUUAUAUCUAAAGGAUGUGAAAUUAAGAAAAUUCCGGUUCCAAAGGGAGGAAUGGUAUUAUGGGAUUCUAGAACAAUACACGAUAAUAUUGCUCCGACGAGAGGUCGGCCAAACUCCGAUAGAUGGCGAUUCGUAGUAUUGGUGUGCAUGGUUCCAGCAAAAUGGACUACAUCAGAGGACAUUGAAAUAAAAAAAGAAGCUUAUGAUAAAAUGGCAGCAACAGCACAUUGGCCGGCACAAGGCGUAUGCCUAUUUCCGAAAACCUCCGAAAGAAAUAAAACAAAUAAGUUUUCUCACCUAGAAAUGAUUCAAGAACAACCAGAUAUUGCCAAAAGAAAAGAUGUUUUAAGGUUAGUUGGUAUAGAGAAGUAUGCUGUUGAGGAAAAUAAAGAAGUUAUAUCAAAAAGACCAAAGUGGAACAUUUUGUUUGAUUCCGAUGCAUGGAGGAAGAGAGAGACACACCGAAAUUGAUAUCUAAGAGACCAAAAUGGAAGACACGUAAAUUCCACUUCAUUAAGAAAAUACUGACUUUUGAUACUUAAGGUUGAUAACUCUUGUAAGUUAUUGACAUUUUAAAUAUAUUGUUUACAUGAACUAUAAUAUCUAUAACUUGAAAACACUGCUGUUGACAUGAACUAUAUAAUGUUCAAACAUAAAGACACCUAUUGUUUUAUCAAAGAAACCUAUUGUUAAUGACUUAUUUAUGCAUAAUUGAUGAAAUAAUUUUAUUCAGUAAAAGUAUAAAUGUUCUUUUUUCUUCGAAAGAUGAUUCAGUAUGGUUAAUAGUUAAAAUUGUCAAAAAACGAGAAUUUACUAAGUUUUCAGGCUAGACCACACGAUCAAUCGUGUAUAAAUAGUGCCGUAAUUGAAAUAUGUAAAGAUAUAUAUGAACUUUUUACCGUAACUGUAUUCAUGGCUGCCAUUUUGCAUAUCGAGAACAAUUACCUUGAAAGUAAUCACGGCUGUCAUUUGGUAUAUCGAGAACAUUUAUCUUGAUAGUA